GCUGCUGCUACACAUUCAGUCGGUUUACUCACACACACAGUUUAACGGUCACAGAGCUGCUGAUGAAGAUGAAGGAGCUGCUCCUCUUCCUCUCCUGUGUCCUCUGUGUCUCUGCCGAUGCUCUGCACGGUGACGUUCAUAUAAACGGCUGUUCAGACUUUGAUGCAGAGGACAUGUAUGGACUGGAUGGGGAGGAGGUUGCCUACGCAGACUUCAACUACCACACGGAAGUCUACAUUCUGCCUCCUUUUGCUGAUCCUAUGACUUACCCCGGAGCUUAUAAACAAGCUGUGACUGAGCUGAAGGUCUGCAGACACAACCUGAAGGCUCUUGGCGCGGUGAUGAAGGACUACCCUUCCAAUAACCAUGCUCCUUCAGCUGUGAUGAUCUACACCAGAGAUGAGGUGGAGUUUGGAGAGGAGAACACUCUGAUCUGUCACGUGACUGGUUUCUAUCCUGCUCCUGUCAACGUCUCCUGGACCAAGAACGGACAGAAGGUCACAGAAGGAUCCAGCACCAACGUUCCCUAUCCCAACAAAGAUGGACCCUUCACCCAGAUCUCCAGACUGCAGUUCACCCCACAGCUGGGAGACAUCUACAGCUGCGCAGUGCAACAUCUGGCCCUGACUGAACCACUGACCAAGAUCUAUGACAACGAGGAGCCGCUCCUCUAUCCUCAGGAGCACAGUGAGGCUGCAACUUUAACUCUGAAAACAGAAGCUGUGAGAUGGACCUUUAAAAAGGUAAAUUCUCACAAAGCUCCAGGACCAGACGGCAUCCCAGGCCGGGUUCUCAGAGCAUGCGCCGACCAGCUGGCAGGGUGUUCACCAACAUCUUCAACCUCUCCCUGAGGCAGUCAGGGGUCCCCACAUCCCUCAAAACAACCACCAUCAUUCCCAUUCCUACGACAGCAGAGGUCUCCUGUCUGAAAUACUACCGCCCUGUUGCACUGACAUCCAUCAUCAUCAAGUGCCUUUAUUGGCUGGUCAAAGGUCACAUCUGCUCCUCCCUCCAUGUUACAUAUCUGCAAAGUUUGGCAUGAACGCCAACAUCCCUUCAAAUUUCUACAAUCUAAGACCGAGAGCUUGCUGACGAGCUGCAUCACAGUUUGGAACAGAAGCUGCUCUGCAGCAGCAGGAAACCACAGAGCAUCACCAGCAUGAGGCUUCCUGCCACUCAGGAUGUUUAUCUCCAGCAGUGUCUCAAAGCACACAGCAUCAUCAAGGCCCACAGCCACUCAGCACAUCAGCUGUUCUCCUUGUUACCAUCUGGCAGACGUUACAGGAGUCUGUCUGCUCGGACUACAAGACUCAGAAACUCUUUACCAUCAAGCUGGCACCACAACACAUAAUCCCUAAAGGAUGUAACGUUUAUGUAAAUCCCUCAGUGCAGGUCUCAUCCCUUCAAUAAUGUGAUGCUCAUUGGGGCCAUUGUCUUAGCUUCUUUAAAUAAAGUUAGCAUAGCCAUAUAAACCAGUCUGUCCCAUGUGUAACUGGGGUUCUGAUCCAGUCUGUGUAUUUUGUUAGUGUCAAUAAGAGUCGUGUCUGCACCCUUUAUCUAUUAAACUUUUACUGUCAUUGUUGUCAUGAACAUAUAAAUACAGAGGAAUGAAAUACGUAACACAAGGGCUGGAGCUCUGGGCUUUAAUCUUAGGAGUUUGUUGGGAGGAUCACUGCUGCAGCUGCUCCAUGUGGUCCACUGCAGAUCUGAUGGAUAGUUAGGUGAUAGUUGUUCCCCUCUUACGCCUGCCGACCCUUAGACGUCGUCCUCCGCCU
Messenger RNA from Neolamprologus brichardi, 1775 nucleotides. The record is from RefSeq and is a predicted model, not a curated record. NCBI's taxonomy places the organism in Eukaryota, Metazoa, Chordata, Actinopteri, Cichliformes, Cichlidae.